This is a messenger RNA of Chiloscyllium plagiosum (whitespotted bambooshark), 477 nucleotides long. The record is from RefSeq and is a predicted model, not a curated record. NCBI's taxonomy places the organism in Eukaryota, Metazoa, Chordata, Chondrichthyes, Orectolobiformes, Hemiscylliidae.
GUCAUGUGUUUAUUCCAGAGUAGACACACAGACACACGCACACAUCAUCGCUGGGACCAGGGACUGAACAAAGAGCUUAUCCCACAACCACCCUCUCCCCUGACCCCUCACAAAUCUCCAACACAAAAUUCCUGACCAUCUCCCAUCUUCCGGACCAUGGGAUCUGGGUCCUCAGCAGCUCAACUGAAAGCCAUUCACCUCGACGUUAAUGGGAAGAUACAGAAGGUGAUCUUCAGUUGCCUUUCAAGCCGCUCCGAUAUCCGGGAAACCAUCUCUGUAGCAGCCGGGGCCUUCAGAGGGGAGCCAGUGGUUUUAUUCGAUCCAGUUGGCAAACUGAUUGGGAUAGACCCUGAGAUGCCAGAGAACAGCGACAGACAGCCACGUCAUACAAAGCUGGGCUGGACGGAGGAAGGCAUCGGAAAUGCUGGAGAAACUCAGCAGAUCAGGCAGGAUCAGCAGCAAGAGGGAGAAAGCUGA